AUUCAAUAUUUAAUUUCAAAAAACAUAUGUGUUUAAAAACUACAUCAUAAAAACACUUUUGCAUCCCUGCUUUUGUGACGUCACUCAUGCCACAGACAAUUUCCUGCGCCACCCCACUUUUAUAACCGUGCUCCCUACAAAUAGCCUGUUAUUGUUGUCUGAGCCACCGCGAAGCGAUAUUUGAAAUUACUUGACCAGCUUUUGGGUCUUUUCCUAGAUUAAAUAGAUAACAUUUUGCCAGCAAUGUUUUCCAGAAAGAAACCAGAGCCAGCGAAAAGAAGACAACAUGAUUUGUCACAGUUUGGUCUUACGGAAAUUCCAGAUGACUUUGAUCCCAGCGCCGGCUACGGAGACGAUGAUGGCGGCGAUAGUGAUCUGGAAGCAGAGUUGGCUGCCAUAGCCGGAGGAGGAGGACCCAAGCCCAAAGCAAAACCCAAGCCUAAGCUUGUGCCUGCUAGCGACCUAGACAGAAUGAUUGCGGAUAGCUUGCGUGAUGUCAGUGACGACGACGACGAUGAUGCUCUCGAAAAUGACUCCGAUUUGAUGGGUGAACUGAGUGCCAUCGGUGUCGAGCAUGAGGAUGUGGAAGAGGAGCCUGCCGCAGCAGCUCCUGUUGAUGAUGAAGAACCACCACAAACUUUUCUUCCAACCACCACGGUGGACACAUUGGGCAUCAUCAAGCAGCGCCUGGAGAUGUACAAGGUUGCCGAGGCAAACGCCAGUGCAGCGGGAGAUUCGGGCAAAGCAAGACGCUUUGGAAGGGGUCUGAAGACCCUGCAAAGCCUCCAUAAACAAGCUGCAGCAGGAAAAACUAUUAACGUGGAUGAUAUCCCACCCGAGGUCAGUGUGAAACCUGCUGCCUGCGUGGAUCCUGCGCCUCCACCAGAAGCUGAAGCGCCUCCAGCCGCACCUCUGGUUCCAGCUCGUUCCGCACCGGCACUGCCUCCAGCACCACAGACACCCACGGACUCCACGGCUCCAUCUGUGUCCUCCAAUCCUCUUGUGGCACAAAUGCGCACCCGCCAGAACGAAUAUAAAGCGGCUGCAUUGCAAUCCAAGCGCAGUGGAGAUACGGCAACUGCCCUCCAGUUCCUCAAGGUGGUGAAGCAAUUCGAUGUGGUGGUCAAGAUGUGCGAAGAAGGACAGGAAGUUGAUCUCAGCGACAUGCCUCCACCGCCAUCUGAGUUUCUUGAGUUUUUGGCAAAGAUGCAGGGAUCUGCUGGCGAGUCUGCUCCUGAAGCUCCUGCCGCGCCAGCUCCAGCUCCCGCCCCAGCUCCUCCAGCAGCGGUACCACCAACAGCUUCUACUAUACUGGAAGCCCUGCAACAGCGUUUGGAAAAGUACCAAUCAGUGGAGGCAGCUGCCAAGGAGGAGAAUAAUACCAGCAAGGCGAGAAGAUUCGGACGAAUUGUGAAACAAUAUGAAGACGCCAUUAAGCUCUGCAAGGCUGGGAAGCCAGUGCCUUACGAUGAACUGCCGGUACCCCCCGGCUUUGGACCUUUGCCAACUGGUGAUGCGCCUCCUGCUGCUGAAAGUGCUCCAAGUCCAUCACCGCCAACUUCUCCGACAUCUCCGCCUGCGACUGCCACCACUUCCUCUGGAGGUACUCCCUCCAGCUCUAGUGCUGCCACCCCCACACCUGUUCGAAAGUCUCCAUCACCCCAGAAACCAAAAGAGCUGACCACACGCAUCUCUGGAAACCAACAAAAGAGCAACCUUGCCGAGCAGCAGAUGAAGCUGCUGCUGGAACGUCAAAAGGAGUUCAAGAUGGCUGCAAUAGACGCAAAGAAAGCUGGGGAGAUUGACCAAGCCAAGGAGUACUUGAAGAUAUACAAGGGAUUCGAUUCGCUGUUGAAUGCUGCAAGUAGUGGCCUACCUGUGGAUCUUUCGACGCUUCCUGUUCCACCUUCCCAACGCGACAAUCUGGAGGCGUCAUUCGCCAUAGUUUCCGCCGAGGAGUGUGAUCCCAAUGACACCAUCUGCGAAAUAGGCGUUCGCAUGGAGGAACAACUCGCCAAGCAGUUGAUGAUGUGCAAGAAUACCAGAGACCAUCACAAGGCCAUGGGUGAUGUAGCUGGCAUGAAUCGAUUUGAGAACCUGGCUUUAACCGUCCAGAAAGACCUUGAUUUCGUUCGGUACUCCAAGCGCAAGGGUUUGGCGCUUCCCAAAUUUCACUACGAGAAGCGCAACUUCAACAUUGUUCACUGCAACACUGAUCUAACGGAUGGCGAGUUGGAGAUCGUAGUAGUGCGGGGAAUCAAUUACAAUGUUCCCAAUCCAAAGGAGGUGGAUACCUACGUUCGUGUGGAGUUUCCACUUCUUAAUGAUGAAUCUUUUAAGACUAAAACUAAUGUAAUUAGAGAUACCAGCAGUCCGGACUACGAUGAGCGCUUCAAGGUGGACAUUCAGCGCAGCAAUCGGCAAUUCCAGAGAAUCUUCAAGCGGCAUGGAGUUAAGUUCGAGAUCUACUCUCGAGGCUGCAGUAUAGACUGUUGUGGACUUAGUCGUAAAUUGCCCCUAUGUUGUUUCAGGGGAUUUCUGCGUUCGGACACACUGAUCGGCACCAUCAACGUGAAGCUGCAGCCGCUGGAAACUAAGUGCGACAUACACGACACCUACGAUCUAAUGGAUGGUCGGAAACAGGUUGGAGGCAAGCUGGAGGUUAAGAUUCGAGUCCGCAACCCCAUUCUCACCAAGCAGAUCGAACACAUCAACGAAAAGUGGUUAGUCCUGGAUGCCGAAGGCUGAAUAGGACCAAAAUCUUACAUAGUUAUUUUAUUUGGAGACGGAACUCCAGGUUGUUAUCGAUUCAUGUGAUUCCUCGGGAAAUAUUUCACACUGAGAAUUAAAUAGUUUGGCCAAUUCCUUCCCAGGAUUGAGGCAUUUAUGUAUUACGAACACAACACACAUAAUAUAUAAUAUAUAUCUA
Drosophila ananassae is the source of this 2929-nucleotide messenger RNA. It is a transcript of the gene l(2)gd1, whose product is annotated as coiled-coil and C2 domain-containing protein 1-like. The record is from RefSeq and is a predicted model, not a curated record. Gene Ontology annotation, biological process: regulation of transcription by RNA polymerase II. The transcript is spliced from 6 exons. The coding region runs from base 244 to 2748 and encodes 834 amino acids. Gene Ontology annotation, cellular component: nucleus. Gene Ontology annotation, molecular function: RNA polymerase II cis-regulatory region sequence-specific DNA binding; DNA-binding transcription repressor activity, RNA polymerase II-specific. Lineage: Eukaryota; Metazoa; Arthropoda; Insecta; Diptera; Drosophilidae.